AUGGCAACAGAGUUGAACUCAGUGGCAGCCCAGCUGGCGGGGCGACAGGAGGAGAGUGAAGAUUCACACAGACACCUACUGCAGAUCAGCAGAGACUUCAAGAGGAACGCAUCAGAGGAAGUGCGAGAGUUGGUCGCCCCUGUACUCAAGAGCUUCCAAGCUCAGGUGGUUGCUUUGAGCCACCGCAGCAAGGAGGCUGAAUCCGCUUUCCUGGGAGUCUACAAACAGCUGAUACAAGCCCCAGACCCUGCCCCCGUGUUAGCUGCCUCUCAUAGUCUUGAGGAACGUCUUCAGCAGCUCCAAGACUCCGCCCCCGACUGCUCAGAGCUCCGAGAAAUCUCCGCCCACUGGAGCACACACCUGCAGUGCCUUAACAACACAGUCCACCCAGAGGAGAGUUCCAACACGCUGGCGGAAGAGAGCUCGGGGGCGGAGUCAAUAGAGGCGUCGGACCGCCCACCUGCUACAAUGACGCCCAACAGCACACACACACACAACCACCAAGAGGACGGGUCACCAGAGGAGUGUGAAUCCGACUCUCCCCUCUCUGGCAGACUGGAGGACGCAGAGGGCCGCAUCAGCACACUGCAGACAUCGCUAACCACGGCCCAGUCGGAGCUAGCGCAGCUACACAGGAAAUACGAGGAGGAAAUGGCAGCCAAGGCGGAAGAAGUUGGCCUGCUGAUGUCGAACCUAGAAAAAGCCAACCAGAGAGCGGAGCUAGCGCAGAGAGAGGUGGACGUGCUAAAGGAGCAGCUGGCUAAUGCUAGCGACAUCGCUAAUGCUAGCGCACAUACCCCCCCGACAUCCAGUUGCACGGCGCAGGACGGCAAGCCACAGGAGGAAGAGGACUCUUCUCGUCUAGAGUCGGUGGUCUUGGCUAAGGACCGAGAGAUCCUCCGUCUCCUUGACAACGCCCAGCGGCUCCAGUUCACACUACAGGAAGUUCAGGAGGCAGCAGCCAAUCAGAUCACAGAGCUGGAGCGCAAGCUGGCCUAUAAGAGAGAAGCUAUAGAGAGAUUAGAAGCCAAACUGCAGACACAACGGGACUAUGAGGAGAUCAAAACUGAACUGAGCAUUCUGAAGGCGAUGAAACUGGCCACGGCCAAUGGCAGCUUAAGCCAGGAAUCUACCAAGGCAGCUGAAGAUCUCUUGCUGGAUAAGGAAUCUUUCUUCUCCUCUCACAAGUAUCUACUGGACAAGGCCAGACUACAUGCAAAUGCAGACGAGCACCAAUCACAGGAGUCUGCCAAGGACCUGAGCCGGCCCCCUUUCGGCUCUUACUCCUCCCCCCAGCGCCCGCUAUUGACAGACGGCUCCCCUCGCUCUUCCUCCUCCUCUUCCUCUUCCUCAGCGGUAGCACAUGACCUCUCGCGACCUUUCUCUGUCUCGCCGUUCUCACCCGACAAGCUCUCAGGUGACCAGCUCCUCCAGCGUCAGCUCUUGUCCCCUCUCCUGAAGAAGGAUGGAGGCCCCGCCCCCCUCAUGCCCUUCCCCUCCGCCCUAUUCGCCGCCAAGGUUGCCCUCCUGUCCUCCUCCACCAACCAGGUGGCUGCGGGGACUGCGGGGGCGGGAGCUAGCGAGACGGGCGCGGCCGGUGACCAAUCAGAGAGCUCGGGCUCGAAUGUGGGAGAGGACGACCAGCUGGACACAGCGGAGAUCGCCUACCAGGUGAAGGAGCAGCUACUGAAACACAACAUCGGUCAGCGCGUUUUCGGCCACUACGUGUUGGGUCUGUCCCAAGGCUCGGUCAGCGAGAUCCUGGCGCGUCCCAAACCGUGGAGGAAGCUGACCGUGAAGGGAAAGGAGCCCUUUAUCAAGAUGAAGCAGUUCCUAUCUGAUGACCAAAACAUACUCGCACUACGCACCAUACAGGUCCGACAGAGAGGGAGCAUCACCCCUCGAAUCCGGACCCCUGAGACGGGAUCAGACGAUGCCAUCAAGAGCAUCCUGGAACAGGCCAAGAAGGAGAUCCAGUCACAGAGAGGAGGUGAUGGCAAGAGUGUAUCGGGCACUGCAUCAGGACGCAGCAACAGCACCAACGCUGGCAGCAGCUCUGACGAGACCAUUAAGAACAUUCUAGAACAGGCUCGUAGGGAGAUGGCAGCUCAGCAGCACGCCCUGCUGGAGAUGGAGAGCCACUGCACGCGUGCAAACUCCAACACCAACGGCAACACCAACUCUUCCUCCUCUUCAUCGUCAUCCUCGGGUCCUCCCCUGGUGAAGCAGGAAGAGAGCGGGGCGUCCGUGCCCCUGUGUGUGGGCAUGGGAAACCCCAUGUCCCUGUCCAGCCCUCCUCCUCCCCCCUCUUCCUCCUCCUGCCCCCCACUCAGCAUACUCUCUCCUGCCGCCUUCGUACAGAGCAUCAUACGCAAGGUGAAGUCUGAGAUCGGUGAAGCGGGAACCUAUUUCGAUCAGCAUUGGUCAGCGGAGCGAGGAGGGGCGGGGCUUAUGGGACCUUUCACCUCCGUCUCGCCCUCCGUCUCCUCUCCCUCGUCCUCAUUGGUUCACUCGGCCCUGCCACGUCCUUGGCCCCGCCUCCAGAAUGGAGAGGCUCUGGCAUCCAAUGAGGAGGAUUCAGCUGGGCCGGAGGAAGAGGGUGCUGGUGGGCGUCCCGUGGAGGUGAAGCUGGAACCCGAGUCAUCGCCGGGGGCAACGGAGGGCUCGUCACCGGGGGCAACAGGGAUGGGGGCGUGUCCUAGCCGUGUUCCGUACUACCCCGCCUACAUUCCGCGCACGCUAAAACCCACCGUGCCGCCACUGACCCCAGAACAGUACGAGACCUACAUGUACCGAGAGGUGGACACCAUGGAGCUGACCCGCCAGGUGAAGGAGAAGCUCGCCAAGAACGGCAUAUGCCAACGCAUCUUUGGAGAGAAGGUGCUGGGUCUGUCUCAGGGCAGUGUGAGUGACAUGUUGUCUCGUCCGAAGCCGUGGAGUAAGCUGACCCAGAAGGGACGCGAGCCUUUCAUACGCAUGCAGCUCUGGCUGCUGGACCAGCUGGGACAGGGACUCAAUCAGAUGUCCAGCCACACACAGGCCAAGGCCCCAUCCCCGCCCCCCCUCUCUCCAUCCCCACCCCCACCCCCAUGGUCCCCGCGCCCCCCCACCGUGGAGCCCAUCCUCUCCCUGGGAGCCCUGGAGAGCACCAAGGAGAACCAGCACCCCCACCCCCACUCCUCCUCUGCUUCCUCUUCCUCCUCCUCUUCCUCCUCCUCCUCUCUUCUGGGUAUCCAGGAGCUGGUUGCCAUGUCACCGGAGUUGGACACCUACGCCAUCACCAAGCGCGUCAAGGAGGUGCUCACCGACAACAACCUGGGCCAGCGCCUGUUCGGUGAGAGUAUCCUGGGCCUGACUCAGGGUUCUGUGUCGGACCUGCUGUCUCGGCCGAAGCCCUGGCACAAGCUGAGCCUGAAGGGGAGGGAGCCAUUCGUACGCAUGCAGCUCUGGCUCAACGACCCACACAACGUGGACAAGCUACGAGACAUGAAGAAACUGGAGAAGAAGGCCUAUCUGAAGCGCCGCUAUGGUCUCCUGAGCCCUGGCGGCUCAGACAGUGACUCCACAAGUGGCAGUCGCUCAGAGUGUGUCAGCCCUGCGAUGACUGCACUAGACCUCUGUGGUCUCUCCCAGGCCAAGAAGCCUCGUGUGGUGCUUGCUGCGGAGGAGAAGGAGGCAUUGAGGAGAGCCUACCUCCAGGAGCCCUACCCAUCUCAGCACACCAUCGAGAUGCUCGCCAGCCAACUCAGCCUCAAGACCAACACCGUCAUCAACUGGUUCCACAACUACAGGUCCCGUAUGCGGCGUGAGGUCCUCCUGGACGGUGCCGGUAGCCAUGACAACGACACGGACGGCGACACCCUGCCCCCUUACUCCCCGCUGCCGCCCCGCAGCCCCGUAUCCGACGGCGACGACAGGAACAGGCAGCCCAGGAUCAAGCACUUCCCACUGGGCUUUCCCUUCCCAGGCCUGGGGAAGGCCGAGCACCACCACCACCACCACCACCUCCAGGCCUCCAGGGAGGAAGAGGACGGCGGUAGCCAGGGCCAGGUGCUGUUUUCUGGGUCACUGGGCAGAGAGCACCACCCCAGGAGGGGCAGCGAGAGCCAGCAGGAGGUGGAGAGGGAGCGGGAGAGCGGAGGAGGAGGAGGGGACCCCGAGAAUUUGUCGUCGUCGGUGGUGGAAGGGGGCGGGGGUGACCCCGUGAGCUUCAAGGCGUCCUCAGAGCCGUGUCGCAGCGGCAGUUUGGAGGUAUCCCUCAACUCCCCGUCGGCUGCGUCGUCCCCGGGACUCAUGCUGUCCGUCUCCCCCGUGCCGUCAUCCUCUGCGCCCAUCUCCCCCUCCCUGCCCCCGCUCCCCAACCCCUGCCCCGCCUCGGAGGCCCCCCCGAACAACCACAACGCCCCCAAAGCCAACAAGAGCACUCAGCGGCGCACGGAGAAGAUGGCCAACCUCAGCAACAUCAUACAUCGGCUGGAGCGCGCCGCCAACAAAGAGGAAACUCUGGAGUGGGAGUUCUAGAGCAUGUGUGUGUGUGUGUGUGUCCGUUUCUGUGUGUCCGUUUCUGUGUGUGUGUGUGUGAGAGAGAGAGAGAUAGAGGGAGUGAGUGAGCGUCCGAAACCUUGCACAUGUCAACAAGACUUUUAAAAAUUAGAAUGAGAACGUUCUCAAGUCACCUCAGCACUCUUGAAAUAGAAACUUUCCAGAGUCACCUCAAGAUCUCCAGACUCCACGGGAGCUUCUAGAAUCCUUCUGAAGGUUCAACAGGAGCUUCUAGAAUUGUUCUCAAGGUUCUACAUGAGCUCCUUGAGUUCUUCUUAAGGUUCUACAGGAGAAACUUCUAAAAUCACCUCAAAACUCUCAAAGAGAACUGUUUUGAGUCCGCUCAAAAAACUCUGCAUUAGAACUCAUCCACAGCCACCUCUGAAAGGACUCUGAAAGAGAAAGAGAGAACCAUCUAGUCACCCAGAGAUUUUAGGGCAUGGAUGCCAUAUACGUGGGGACCCUGAACCCUGGAUGAUGGCCAGAGAAUCUUGAAAAUCGAUGUUGUCCAGACUGUGAAACAUCAAUGGGGUUCUACAAGAAGGAUGCCACCGAGAGAUUCUAGAACAUGUAUGGCACCCAGAGAUUCUAGAACACGGAUGACACCCAGAGAUUCUAGAACAUGGAUUCCACCCAGAGAUUCUAGAACAUGGAUAACACCCAGAGAUACUAGAAUAUGGAUAACAGCCAGAGAUUCUAGAACAUGGAUGGAACCCCAGAGAUUCCAGAUUCUAGAACAUGGAUCUCCCCCAGAGAUUCUAGAUCUUCAUCCAGAAAAUAUAGGCUAGAGCAUGGGUGACAC
This is a messenger RNA of Engraulis encrasicolus (European anchovy), 5344 nucleotides long. It is a transcript of the gene cux2b, whose product is annotated as cut-like homeobox 2b. NCBI's taxonomy places the organism in Eukaryota, Metazoa, Chordata, Actinopteri, Clupeiformes, Engraulidae. The coding region runs from base 1 to 4521 and encodes 1506 amino acids. The transcript has 36 exons. The record is from RefSeq and is a predicted model, not a curated record. Gene Ontology annotation, molecular function: DNA-binding transcription factor activity, RNA polymerase II-specific; RNA polymerase II transcription regulatory region sequence-specific DNA binding. Gene Ontology annotation, biological process: regulation of transcription by RNA polymerase II. Gene Ontology annotation, cellular component: nucleus.